AUGUACCGAUUGCUAUCGAAAACUAGCGAAUAGCACGCGAUGGCCACUUGCCAGUACUUGUUCCAGCACAUCCGGCCGGCACGGCAGACGAAUAUUUCUAGUGCGAACAUGUGGUACCCCAUUCUGUGGCUUUCGGUUCUAAUCAACAUUGCAAAUAGUGUUUUUGUAGUGGAGGUUAAUAAGCUGUUCAAACCAUGCUCCAACCCCAGCAAACCUGCCCCAUUCCCGGUGGAUUUCUCAAAGCUGCAGAUAUACCUCACGGAAGACGAAAAGCUUGUUAUGAAUGGAGAGCUGAAAUUUACCCAAAACAUUAAACAACCGUGGGGUGUAUCGGUCUACACCUUCAAGCAGGAUCACGGCGAAUGGGUUCCGACACCGUACUCUAAGCAUGUGUUAAAUCUUUGCAUGGCGAUGCACGCCAGCACUGAAAUGUGGUAUCCGGUUACGAGACAUAUGAACCAAACAAGAUGCCCUUAUAAACAGGGGCACGUGGAAAAGUUCAAUAUGAUUGAUCUGGGGAACUUUGGGCUUGACGAAGUGCUGGCAGAGCUUGUUGGAGAUUGGAGAAUUUUCGUCGAUUUUAGCUUGGGAGCUAUUCCGCAUAAGAUGCAAAUUUCCUGUCUAAUGAAUGAGGUUACCAUACUGGAGCAUUGA
Anopheles marshallii is the source of this 654-nucleotide messenger RNA. RefSeq lists its product as uncharacterized. The record is from RefSeq and is a predicted model, not a curated record. Lineage: Eukaryota; Metazoa; Arthropoda; Insecta; Diptera; Culicidae.